GGCGUCUCCAGCUCUGCUGUCCAACGAAGAGCUCUAGAUACGCGAUUCGAACGUGUUUUGCACCGAACGAACAGCGUACACGAGCUGUGGCGCAAAAACAGCGGUCUCGAGAGCCGUGAUUUUGAGUUUGGGAGAGCCUUGGCCACGCAAGCCAGCCGCCGCGUCCUCAGCGCGACGUUAGCGAUCUAAAUUCAAGCUCACACGAGUUCAGUGCUGCACGAUGAUGCGCUUCGUAGCUGUUUUCCUCGUCACCACCGUCGCCGCGUUCGCCCCGACGCCGGCGCCGCGCCACAAGAUUAUACAACACGCCGGGGACGAGCCGACCCUCGCGACGAAAGGCGCCUGGUUCGCGGCCGAGCUCGCCGGCAAGGCCAAGGCCGCUUUACAAGGCGCACCGGAACGGGGCCCGACGACGGCGCCGCCGCGCUCCGUGAGUGAGGCUGUCGACCGCAUCAAGCUUGACUAUGAGGGCCCCGAGGGACCUUACUUCCUCACUGGCAAGAUGGACGCCGGAUGCUACGACGUCGAUUGUGAAUUCGCCGACCCCUUCGUGUCGUUUAACGGGAGGGAGCGAUUCGAGAGCAAUCUGGCGAACCUCGCCGGUGGGUUCAUCACCGAGUCUUCUGUAAGACCGCUUUCAUCAAGUUUGGAGGGCAUGUCUUAUAGAACAAAACUGCUGGUGAAGCUUCGUUUAGCAUUACCGUGGUCGCCGGUGCUGGCGUGGCCCUGGGGCGUCGAGCACGUCCUCGAGGAGCGAGAUGAUGGCACUGUCGUCGUUACGAGGCACCUGGAGAGCUGGGACGUGUCCGCGGGCGAAGGUGUCCGCCAGCUGUUCCGGAGCGGGCCGACGGGGGCGCUGACCAAGGCCUCGUCGUCGCCGUCGAAGGCAGCACCGUCAAAACUAGGCACGAAGGACCCGAUCGCGGGGCCGCUCGUCGCCGCGGCGCGGAGCGUUGGUCUCUUGCCGGAGCAGGAGGCGGACGGCUGGGCCGGCGAGCCUUCUGAAUGGGCGGAGGCGGACAGCUUCACGCAGAAGCUCUCAGCGUUCACGCAAAAUUAUUUGAGUGGAUUCAAGCAGUUCGUGGCCGAACAGGUUGCUGGCGAGUUCGACGCGGCCGCCGUCGACACGGCCAUCGAGUCGGAGGUCUCCAGGGGCGGCGUGUUGAUGUAUUCGUUUACAUCUUGUCCCUUCUGCAAGAAGGCGAAGGAGCUCCUGGACGAAAAGGGCGCCUUGUAUACUGUUGUGGAGCUCGACGAGAUAGCAGAUGGCGCCGCUCGGCGGGCACGGCUCGGCGCGCGGACCGGUCGGACAUCGGUGCCCGCCAUUUUCAUUGACGGCUCCUAUAUUGGUGGCCUGAACGACGGGUCUCCCGGUUUGGCGCCGCUCGACGCCGCGGGGGAGUUGGUGCCGCGCUUGAAGGGCGCGGGGGCGUUAAGGUGAGUUGUGUGUUGA
Molecule: messenger RNA, 1453 nt
Organism: Pelagomonas calceolata
Lineage: Eukaryota; Pelagophyceae; Pelagomonadales; Pelagomonadaceae
Source: the annotation of a GenBank genome assembly